CGUGUCUUGGUACUUGAUCAUGGUCAAAUUUUGGAGUUUGCAAGCCCAUUGGAUUUAUUACAAGAUGUCAAUUCCAUGUUUUAUAGAAUGUGCAGCAAUUCAGGUCAAUUUGAUAAUCUGUUGAAACUUGCAAAAGCAAAGCACGAACUAGUAGAUAUCUCUUAGAUCGUCUUGUUCUGAAAUAAAGGUUGUUUAUUGACUAUUUUACAUCAUUCGUCUAAGGUUUGGUAACCCAAAGAAAGAAACCACACUUUCUUUCUUUUUCAUUCUUUUUUUAAACCCCAUUCUUUUUACCUUGUUUUAAAUUGUUUGGAGGAAACCAUGACAACCAAUAUUCAGGCACAAACAAGCAAUGCUUCUCAAGUUCCUUACUGGAUAAGAGCUUGGUUUUUUGUCAGUUCGCUUUUAGUUGCUUGGGAUUUUGGCUUUUGUUUGCUUAGGCCUCAUAGUAUGGAAGGCGGCAGUCUUAAUUUCCUUUGGAAACCAUACAAUCUUUACGGAAAGAUUGAUCAUUUCUAUGGAUUACCAGCUUUUCAAGCUCAAGAUGGUUUCACAGGUGCUCAAGCUACGAUGAAUGUUAUUGAAACAUGUUUAAACUUUUAUUAUUUGUGGUUACUCAAUCACAAUAGUAAUGUAGGUCAGGCGAAUCUUGUAGGGUUUUCAUCAGCCAUUAUGACAUUUUCAAAAACCCUUUUAUAUUGGCUUGUUGAGCCAUUUUCAGGUUACCAACAUAUUGGUCAUAACAGUUUAAGAGAUUUAGUCAUUUUAUGGAUUAUUCCAAAUGGUUGUUGAAUUAUUGUACCUGGUGCUAUUAUCUAUACGCUAGGAAAGGACCUCAUGUUGCGUUUAUGUAAAGAGAAAACCCAAUAAGGUUUUAAAACAGAGGGAAAAUAAAAUAUUGUCCUUUUCGCCGUACCUAUAAAA
Messenger RNA from Gilbertella persicaria, 924 nucleotides. RefSeq lists its product as uncharacterized. The record is from RefSeq and is a predicted model, not a curated record. Bases 322 to 792 code for a protein of 156 amino acids. Lineage: Eukaryota; Fungi; Mucoromycota; Mucoromycetes; Mucorales; Choanephoraceae. The transcript is spliced from 7 exons.